CUACUACUAUUCAGAUCAUACAUACAUACAUACAAAACUUGUUGAGAAGUGAGAAUUGAAGAAGAAAGAAAGAAAGAAAGAAGCUCUCUCAUCAAAUCUCAUGGCUUUGGAAGAAGAGAAAACGGAAAUGGAAAUGGCAGUGAAGGACAUAGAAGAAGAAGAUGAUGAGCUCGGUUCUAAGGAGAGAGUCCUUUACAAAUACUUCCUCCUUGAAUGGAAGCUCGUUAGCUCCCUUCUCAACGACAUCGUUUCCCAUGGCCGCGUCACCGACCCUUCUUCUGUCUACACUAUCCGAUCCAUCAUGGAUAAGUAUCAGGAACAGGGUCAAUUACUUGAGCCUUACCUGGAGAGUAUAGUUUCCCCUCUGAUGCUCAUUAUCCGUACUAAAACAAUUGAACUAGGGGUAGCUUCAAAAGAAAUUCUUGAAAUAAUCAAGCCUAUAUGCAUCAUUAUUUAUUCUCUGGUCACAGUUUGUGGAUACAAGGCUGUUAUCAAGUUCUUUCCACAUCAAGUUUCUGAUUUAGAACUAGCUGUAUCUCUAUUAGAGAAGUGCCACAACACAAAUUCAGUGACAUCAUUACGGCAGGAAAGUACAGGAGAGAUGGAGGCAAAAUGUGUAAUACUUUUGUGGCUUUCUAUACUAGUUUUGGUUCCGUUUGAUAUCUCCACCGUUGAUACUAGUAUUGCAAACAACAGUAAUCUGGGUGAACUUGAGCCAGCCCCCCUGGUAUUGAGGAUAAUAGGGUUUUCUAAAGAUUACCUUUCAACUGCUGGCCCCAUGCGCACUAUAGCUGGAUUGCUGCUCUCAAAGCUUCUCACACGUCCAGAUAUGCCAAAGGUCUUUAUGAGCUUCACUGAAUGGACACAUGAAGUCCUAUCUUCUGUCACUGAUGAUGUCUUGAAUCACUUCCGGGUACUUGGUGCUGUUGAAGCAUUGGCUUCUAUUUUCAAGUCUGGUGGUCGAAAACUCUUGCUUGAUGUGAUUCCAAUGGUUUGGAAGGACACUUCAGCAUUAAUCAAGUCCAGUGCUGCAACUCAGAGCCCUUUACUUCGCAAGUAUUUGGUGAAGUUAACUCAGCGGAUUGGGCUUACUUGUCUCCCUCAUCGGUCUCCUUCGUGGCGCUAUGUGGGCAGAGCUAGUUCAUUUGGAAAGAAUAUUUCUUUGCCUGCGUCCAGAAAAAAUGAUCAAUGCAGUCAUGGUCCAGAUGUAGACUCCUCUAACUUGGAAGAAAGUUCAGAUUACAUGCAAGAUGAAGAUAUGGAUGUUCCAGAUAUUGUAGAAGAGAUAAUUGAGAUGUUGCUCUCUGGAUUGAAAGAUACGGACACUGUAGUGCGUUGGUCUGCUGCAAAAGGUAUAGGCCGCAUAACUUCACGUCUAACAUCUGUGCUUUCAGAAGAGGUCCUUUCAUCUGUCUUGGAGCUGUUUUCACCAGGCGAGGGUGAUGGAUCAUGGCAUGGAGGUUGCUUAGCACUGGCUGAACUGGCACGUAGAGGAUUGCUCUUACCUAUAAGUCUUCCCAAAGUUGUACCUGUUGUUGUGAAGGCACUUCAUUAUGAUAUUCGAAGGGGUCCACAUAGUGUUGGAUCUCAUGUGCGUGAUGCUGCUGCCUAUGUUUGUUGGGCCUUUGGGCGUGCAUAUUAUCAUGAAGAUAUGAGAACCAUAUUAGAACAGCUUGCUCCACAUCUUCUAACUGUGGCUAGCUAUGACCGUGAGGUUAACUGUAGAAGAGCAGCUGCUGCUGCUUUCCAGGAGAAUGUUGGAAGACAAGGGAAUUACCCACAUGGCAUUGAUAUUGUGAACACUGCAGAUUAUUUUUCACUUUCUUCGCGAGUAAACUCUUACCUUCAUGUUUCUGUCUGUAUUGCUCAAUAUGAGGGAUAUCUUUAUCCGUUUGUGGAUGAACUGCUGGACAACAAGAUCUGUCACUGGGAGAAAGGCUUGAGAGAACUUGCUGCAGAGGCCCUUUCUGCUCUUGUCAAAUAUGAUCCUGAAUACUUUGCAGACUCUGUAGUGGAUAAAAUACUUCCUUGUACUCUCUCAUCUGAUUUGUGCAUGCGCCAUGGUGCAACUUUAGCUGCUGGUGAACUUGUUUUGGCGCUACAUCAAUGUGGUUAUGUUCUUUCCUCUGAAAAACAGCAUCGUAUUGCUGGUGUAGUUCCUGCUAUCGAGAAAGCACGACUUUAUCGUGGAAAGGGUGGAGAAAUAAUGCGUGCAGCUGUUUCUCGGUUCAUUGAAUGUAUCUCUUCAUCUCAUUUGUCUUUUCCUGAAAAGAUAAAACGAACUCUUCUCGAUACUCUCAAUGAGAAUUUGAGACAUCCCAAUUCUCAGAUUCAGAAUGCUGCUAUUAAUGCUCUGAAACACUUUUUUGGAGCAUACAUGGUUGCUGCUGAUACUGGAGGUACUGGUGAUAUAUCGUCCAAGUACCUGCAAUUGUUGACUGAUCAAAAUGUUGCUAUUAGAAGAGGAUCUUCCCUGGCUCUUGGUGUUUUGCCUUAUGAGCUUUUGGCUAAAAGGUGGAGGGAUGUGCUUUUGAAACUUUGUAGCGCUACUGCUAUUGAGGACAACCCUGACAAUAGGGAUGCUGAAGCACGCGUAAAUGCUGUAAAAGGACUCAUAUCAGCGUGUGAGACACUAACUCAGGCUAGAGAAGGUUCUAAUAUCCAUUCUUGGGAGGAUGACUUGUCUCUAUUUCUUCUGAUUAAGAAUGAAGUGAUGAUGAGUUUAUUUAAAGCUCUAGAUGACUAUUCUGUUGAUAACAGAGGUGAUGUGGGUUCUUGGGUCCGUGAGGCUGCUAUGUAUGGCCUUGAGAAAUGUAUAUAUAUCCUCUGUAAGAGAGAUUCCAUUGGUUCUGCUAGAAAAUCAGAUGAAGUUGAAUCCUCUGUAUCAGAGCUGCCUGAUUGUGAUAUGGUCAAAACUAACCAGAUGGACUCACUUUUUGAUGCAAAUCUUGCUUCCAUCAUAGUUGGAGGAGUUUGUAAGCAAGCUGUAGAAAAGAUGGAUAAACUAAGAGAAGCAGCUGCAAAGGUUCUCCAGAGGAUUUUGUACAACAAAACAAUCUAUAUUCCUUAUAUACCUUAUAGGGAAAAGCUAGAAAAAAUUGUUCCUAAUGAUACAGAUAUAAAAUGGGGGGUACCCACUUUGUCAUAUCCACGUUUUGUGAAGCUACUUCAAUAUGAUUGUUAUAGUAGACCUGUCCUAUCUGGGUUAGUUAUCUCCACUGGUGGGUUGCAAGAAUCUCUGAAGAAGGCAUCAAUUUCAGCAUUGUUAAAGUUUCUUCAAGCAGUUGAACCUGAAGACCUCAAUGAGAAAAGAUCCAGAGAGUUCAAGCUAUCUACUGAUAUCCUUUGGGUUCUUCAACAGUACAAAAGAUGUGAUAGGGUGAUUGUACCCACUUUGAAGACCAUCGAGAUUUUUUUCAGCAAAAAGAUAUUCUUAAAUAUGGAGGCUCAUACUCCAAUUUUCUGUGCUGGUGUUUUGGAUUCACUGGCAGUGGAAUUGAAGGGAUCAAAGGACUUCUCUAAGUUAUAUGCAGGAAUUGCUAUACUAGGAUAUAUUGCUUCAAUUUCCGAACCUAUCAACUCUAAGGCCUUCUCUCAUCUUCUCACUUUCCUUGGCCAUCGAUAUCCUAAGAUUCGGAAAGCUUCUGCUGAACAAGUUUACCUUGUCCUCCUGCAAAAUGAGAAUCUUGUGUCAGAGGAUGUUAUGGAGAAAGCACUUGAAAUAAUUUCCGAAACUUGCUGGGAAGGUGACAUAGAAGUGGCAAAGCACCAAAGAUUAGAAUUGUUCAAUAUGGCUGGUCUGGAAACGGGACUACUUCACAAGACUAAUGGAGUAUCAAACAAAGAUGGCAGGAAGAAAACUCCAGCAACUGAUGAAAAUGCAUCAUAUUCCUCAUUAGUUGACUCAAUUGGGUUCUGAUUUUUUUUUCCUCUUGAUGAGCUGAGUUUUUUAUUAAAUCUCGUAUUCUUGUAACUUCUCAACCUUUCUUAUUUUUUGGCCCAGUUAAUAUAUAUGGAAAUUUAAAGGUGCUUGCCAAAGUUAUAUUUAGGUACAACUAAAGAUAUUGAUUUGUUGAGAAUGAAAGUUAAGAGAGGUAUAUGCAACGUAAAGCUUGGUGGCAUGUUAGAAGUCACUGUAA
Molecule: messenger RNA, 4139 nt
Organism: Quercus robur (English oak)
Lineage: Eukaryota; Viridiplantae; Streptophyta; Magnoliopsida; Fagales; Fagaceae
Product: tubulin-folding cofactor D
Exons: 17
Coding region: 101-3919 (1272 amino acids)
Biological process (GO): post-chaperonin tubulin folding pathway; tubulin complex assembly; microtubule cytoskeleton organization
Molecular function (GO): GTPase activator activity; beta-tubulin binding
Source: RefSeq, a predicted model, not a curated record